This is a messenger RNA of Microtus oregoni (creeping vole), 765 nucleotides long. RefSeq lists its product as uncharacterized. NCBI's taxonomy places the organism in Eukaryota, Metazoa, Chordata, Mammalia, Rodentia, Cricetidae. The coding region runs from base 1 to 693 and encodes 230 amino acids. The record is from RefSeq and is a predicted model, not a curated record. The transcript is spliced from 3 exons.
AUGGCCAUUUCUGAGCCUGUGUCCACUUCUCAUCCUCCAAUAAGUCUUGUGAGAUCCAAAGGGCCCUGUGCUAACUAUGGCGAUGCCCUUUUCUGGGUAGGAUCGAAAGGACUUGCCCAGGUCUUCCAGUUGGCAGAGCUACAAGGAAGCAGGAACCGAGGUCAGCUGGAUCACCUGUUUGCCCUGCCCCAUAUAGGGAGAAGAGGCGCUCAAUGCCUGCUUCACUCUGUCCCGGCCGAGCUGUGCCUGUGUUCCCGUGUGUUCCUGCACCCCGGGCACGCUAAGCAGCAGCCUGAGUCAGCUCAGACCAGGGAGCGAGCACCUCAGCACCUGUUGUCUGGCUUCCUAAAAUGGAAAGGAAAAGCUGUCCUCAGUCUGGCCAAGGAGCCGAGGCUAAGGCGAGUGAGGAAGCGGAUCCAACACUGGGCGGGCGGUCUUUUCCCGGUGUCCCUUUGUCUCAAGGCCCAGCGUUCCCGGUCUUUUGUUCUCCGCAUCCACCAGGAUUUGAGAUUUAAAGAAAAACAAGAGCCGAGUCUUCUUGCGCCCUCUGGUGUCCCAAUGAAGUAUAACCAGAAAAAAAAUCUACAAAGAUCGCGGCCAUUUCGCGUAAGGAGAUGCCCAGAGAGAGCAGAAUGUCUGGAAUCUGGAAGGAAUCACACACCAACAGAAUUUAUAAGUGUGGACAUGGAUUAAACAAACAAACAAACAAAAACAAAUAGUGGCCGUGAUGCAGAUAUUUAAGAGCUGGUGGCUUUUGCCUUAGCA